AUGGAUCCGAAAAAGAGCUUUGCCACUACUGAAUCGGCCUCUAUUGAUGAUGCUUUGUUCGAUUUAGACCCGCCGGUCGGGCACCAUGCCACGGUACGGUCUCCUUCUCUCGACUCGAGGCGACGGUCGAACUCGAGCCUACAAUCAGAAUCUAACCCACAGGCACCAUCGCCAUGCGCUCCAAGUAACUUUCUACCAGCAUCCCGGCCUGAAGACAUCUUGAAUACCGAAAAGCCCACAUCCCCAUGCCCAGACGACAGGUGUGAUUACAUGGUCGACGACAUGUCUGAACUACCAGGUGAUGAUUUGUUAUCUAUACCCCGUGGACUCUCUGAUCCGUUGAUGUUCUCUUUUGAGCCUAAGGAUAAUUACUCAUGGAUGCAGUCCGUAAAUACAGAGAUUUCGCUUUCGACUUCCGUCAAUAUGAUGUUUACGGGACCUAACACCAAGGCCACGAGUAUGCCGUCCGGAUUCCUCGAGCCAUCAGAUCGCAGCCCAGAUACCAGGACCCUUGUAGAGUCGGUAUGGGAUGCCCUACAAGAACAUAUCGCAUCUUCAAGGUAUAAACUGUCGCACGUCCAAGGAAAUCCAUUAGCUGAGCAACUUCAAACACAAUCACCAAAAGACAUGGCAUUAAAUGGUCUCUCAAGCCUGAGGAGAAUACUGCAGGGAGGUAAUCCUACAGAUCCGUUUGAUUACAUCUGCUUUAUACAUCUUAUUUACGCCAUAUCCCUCGUAAUCCACGAAAGCGAACUUGCAACUCGUUGCAACGCAUUAUACCAACAAGCUCUUACUUACCGACGCUUCCUUGGGCCAAACCAUUGCGAAUAUUAUACGCAGGUCGUAGUAGCAAUCUGGCAGCCGAUACUAGAGGGGCAAUCACAUGUCUUUAGAGGAGCCCGUACAGAUGGAUCGUCAAGUUCCAAGGGUAAAGAACCCGAAUAUCGAACAGGCUCGAGGAUCAAUUUAGAAGCCGAUUCUCUUGUUGCCGUAGGACAGAACUUCCUUGAUGACCUCGAAAAUUCCGUCAUAGCAAAUGGUCCACCUAAAUCAGAUGAGGUUUUCACAUCUCACCUUUAUUCCACCCAUGUAGCAGAAACCCAUCCGAGCUCUUUAGACGACAGUCCUUUUUCAAUAACGGCUGGUUAUAUUAUUCAAAGUUUAAACUCUGGAUUCGGACAUUCUGAAAUGCUACUACCAAGACUCGGCGACAUUGGGCAAAAAGUUCGUGUUGGGGAGAUCACCACCAUUCGCAAACUCGAACUUGCGAUGUUGCAAGCCGGCAAAAACUCUUUAGACUCUUCCGACCUCUUGAACGAAUUUAUUCCACAAGUCAGGAGACUUUGUGACCCGAUUUAUUCUAAACAAGGGCUUCAAUCAAGAACAAGAUAUCAGACUUUGGGAAUAUCGUUGGUAGAAGCUCUUGUUCAAACAAUUGCGUCUAAUACCCAACAUAUUCAAGGAAAUCCUACCGGGUUUUCAUUAGAGCUGCCUGAAUCAACAUACGACCAGUUUCUCAAUUCAUUUCCUUUUGAUAACACCGCUGGUAUUGAAGGGGAAUUCCUCGUGAAUCUUAACACAGGUCCUUCUCAGCAAAACCAAACGGGGCUCGCAGGUACUCCAGAUUUUAACCCGGAGCUUGGUCCCAUCGACCUUCAAGGCAUGAGUACCAGUGUUCCACCCCCGACGAUUCCCACCGAAGCUUUUGCUGAAACCACUUCUCACGCCGGGACCCCCGACAAUUCGUUUGUGGCUUCGGCUGGUUUCUCGCCACCGAUUACUGUUCCCACUCGACCGAAACCUCUAUCGCCGGCCCACGUCGAACUACCACUAAAGCCGAUAUCCUCCUCGGCUCAGAAAGUGGAAGCAAAUGACGCCUGCGAUAUUUGUGGAUACCGCCCGAAGGGGGACCCCCAAUGGUUCAAAGGCAGUAUGGCAAAGCACAAGAAGAUGCAGCAUUCGACUGGACCACCAGUAAUCUAUAAAUGCCCUUUCCCCGGGUGCAACAGUCAAUACAAGAACCGCCAGGAUAAUCUACGCCAGCACCAAAUUGACAAGAAUCACUUCGUUGGGGACGAGACAGGCCGAAGACCUAGUAAGAGAAAGAAGUACUCUCCGGCAGAGUAG
Molecule: messenger RNA, 2127 nt
Organism: Daldinia childiae
Lineage: Eukaryota; Fungi; Ascomycota; Sordariomycetes; Xylariales; Hypoxylaceae
Exons: 4
Coding region: 1-2127 (708 amino acids)
Source: RefSeq, a predicted model, not a curated record